Xenopus tropicalis (tropical clawed frog) is the source of this 2435-nucleotide messenger RNA. RefSeq names its product vitamin K epoxide reductase complex subunit 1 like 1 (gene vkorc1l1). The record is from RefSeq and is marked validated. Gene Ontology annotation, biological process: vitamin K metabolic process. Gene Ontology annotation, cellular component: endoplasmic reticulum membrane. Gene Ontology annotation, molecular function: vitamin-K-epoxide reductase (warfarin-sensitive) activity. Lineage: Eukaryota; Metazoa; Chordata; Amphibia; Anura; Pipidae.
UUAAGAUGGCGGCGCCCGUCAUGAGAGUGUCUGUGCCGCGGUGGGAGAGUGGGGCCCGGUACGCAGUGUGUGUCUUAGGGAUUGUGCUGUCCAUCUACGCUUUCCACGUGGAGAGGGAAAAGGAGAGGGACCCUGGGUACAAGGCCAUAUGCGAUUUCAACGAGUGGGUUCACUGCUCCACCGUUUUGUCGUCCAGAUGGGGUCGGGGAUUUGGAAUGUUGGGUUCCAUCUUUGGAAAAGACAGUUUAUUAAACCAGCCAAACAGUGUCUUUGGACUCGUUUUUUAUUUACUGCAGAUGCUUCUCGGUAUGACCGUGAGCGCUGUAGCAGCCCUAGUACUUAUGACAUCAUCCAUUGUGUCAGUAGUGGGGUCCGUGUACCUGGCAUACAUCCUGUACUUUGUGCUAAAGGACUUCUGUGUUAUCUGUGUCACCACUUACUUGCUGAACUUUAUUCUCCUUAUCAUCAACUACAAACGACUAGUUUACUUGAAUGAAGCCUGGAAAAGGCAACUGCAGGAUAAACAAGAAUAAGAUGCCUAUUGAACUGAAUAACUUCUGGAAGACACUGCUUCCUUAACUUUAUUUUGCAGUACAUUUUUAUUGGUUUGGGACAGUUUUCAGGACAAAGAACAAUCUUAAACUUUUUUUUUUUAAUUUUGUUUGACUGAACGGGCCCUGGAUGUUUGUGUAUAUUUGCUACGGCACCUUUCACUUGAAUCGGACAGGUGCAGGAGUGAUGGUAAUUUAAAUUAACAAUUGACAAGCUUUAAUUGUUCUUACCAAUGUGUUCUUUUUGAAAGACACAUUACUGAUCUUGCCAACAUUUGCUGGCAAAUGCUCCUUCCUAUUUCAACUCUCCCUGUUAUGUAUGUUUGUGUGUCAAACCCUUAAUGGGCUUAUGUUUGUGGGUGGGGAACACUUCAUCCUGUGAAUCACUUAUAUUAUUGAAAUACUAAUCAGAUCCUUGUUUUUCUGGUACUUCACUGGCUUCAAAGAAAAGUUGCAAAUAAUAUAAAUUACAUUUCCAUUCAAGUAAGGUAAGCCUUGCAUUGUCCUUUAUGGCCUGCCUUGGCUCACCUUGGCAGGCUAAGUAAAUCGGUGGAGGUGGUGGUGGUGGUAAGAUGCUUGAAAAAUAAAUGAAAGCUAAUCCUUCAAAUGAAAAUAUCCAUGCCUUAGACUGCAGCAGGUCCUAAUUGCUCUUUUGGAUUUGGUCUCUUCUUAUUCCUUGAGUCCAUUUUAGUUUUUCAGUACAACUAAUCCUAUUCUGCGGCCAUAUUGCUUGCCCCCAAGUGCUCUACUUGCUGUUCCCAGUUUUGAACCACUGUUAUUUUUAAAGUAAUGUUCUAACAAUUUCAGGGCAUUGAUUGGAAGAAACAAUUUUAUGAUUUUAUCAAAAUCAAAUUGCUUGUUCCUUUUGUACCAAUUUUUAUAUAUCUGUUUUUCUUUUUAAAUGUUGUUUGCCAGCUGUCUAAUUUGUUAAUUACAUGGAAGUGAUCCCAAAAAAAGAAAGUUGCGAAGGCUUUGGUUUACAAGAUGCUUUCAUGGUUUGAACAUAUAAACAUCUAUUGCAGAUAUUUAUAUACACCCUUGAGUUUUUUUGAUGUAUGUUUUAUUUUUUCUGUAUUUCCCUGAUGAAUGUAGUACUGACUGAGUCUAAGGUUUUAGCAUUUUAUAGGCAGUAAUUGUCUCUCUGGCAGUCUGGCCCCAAGCUACCUUAUCAUUCCUAAUACUUUCCCAUUGUGCCAAAAAUCCCUUACAAAAAGCAUGUGGCCUGGCAGUAUGUGGAAAUUGCAUGGUCAGGGGUGUAUGUAGCUAGUAAACAGAGCACUUUACUUUUCCAUAGCAAGAAAAACUUACUUGGUUAUUUCACAUCCUGUAUAGAUAGGUAAUAGAAAUCUCUGCCAGCAUAGCUAUUCCUCAGCAGCAAGCAAGUACAAAUGCAGGAAAAUCCAAACCUUUAUUUUAAAAACAUUUGCUGAAAAUUAGCACGUAAAUCUAGUACCCAGAAUCCCUAUCUUAAGUCUUACAUUUUGCAUAUUGUUUUUAUUAAAGCAAAACUAUACCCCCAGAAUAAAUACCUAACCAAGAGAUAUUUAUUAAAAGAAUCUUAACAAAUUGGAAUAUAUGUAUAAUAUCAAUAAAUAUUGCCAAUUUAUAGCUUUUCCCACCAUUUAGUGAUGGGCUGUGUGCUCCCUCAGAGAUCACAUGACCACAAAUAAUGCAGCUCUAACUGUAACAGGAAGAAGUGUGAAAGUAAAAGACAUAGUUCUGUCAAUUUAUUUGCUGAUGUAAAUUCCUAUGUGUGCUUUUGGUUUGUUUGCGUACCCUAUUAAUUGUAUGAGAGAAUAAAAUGGCAAUUUUAGGAUUAUCCAAUGGUACAUACUGUCAUACUGCACAUACUUUCUAUUUUUAUGAAAAUAGUUUAUUGAAGCA